Molecule: messenger RNA, 3879 nt
Organism: Drosophila persimilis
Lineage: Eukaryota; Metazoa; Arthropoda; Insecta; Diptera; Drosophilidae
Gene: Klp98A
Product: kinesin-like protein Klp98A
Exons: 12
Coding region: 1-3804 (1267 amino acids)
Biological process (GO): microtubule-based movement
Molecular function (GO): microtubule motor activity; phosphatidylinositol binding; ATP binding
Source: RefSeq, a predicted model, not a curated record
AUGUCAUCGCUCAAGGUUGCCGUGAGGGUUCGCCCCUUUAACACUCGCGAGAAUGACAUGGACGCACAGCUCAUCAUGGAGAUGGAGGGCAAGAAGACGCGCCUGAUGAAGCCCCGGCUGCAGUCGAUCCGCGAUGCCGGACGGGACAAUCAUCAUGACUUCACCUUCGACUACUCGUAUUGGUCGUUCGAUGCAGAGGAUCCGCACUUUGCCACCCAGGAGCAGGUGUACAGCGAUCUCGGCAACGAUGUGGUCGAUUGUGCCUACGAAGGCUACAAUGCAUGUGUGUUCGCCUACGGACAGACGGGCUCGGGCAAAACCUUCACGAUGAUGGGCACGCCGAACAAUCCGGGCUUGAUACCGCGCAUCUGCGAGGAGCUGUUCAAUCGCAUGCGCGUGGGCCAGGAGUCGGGCACGGGCUAUCGCACGCAUGCCAGCUACCUGGAGAUCUACAACGAGCGGGUGAAGGAUCUGCUGGCGGCACAGAGCACCGGACACGGGCUGAGAGUGCGAGAGCAUCGGAGUCUGGGCCCCUACGUGGAGAAUCUGUCGCAGCAUGCGGUGUCCGAUUUCGAUGAGAUUCAGGAAUGCAUUGCUCGAGGGAAUGCGCAACGCACCACGGCCAGCACAAACAUGAACGACACGAGCAGUCGCAGUCACGCCAUCUUCACGAUCACAUUUGUGCAGGCGGUCUUCAUGAAUGACAUGCCAAGCGAGACAGUCUCGAAGAUCCAUUUGGUCGAUCUGGCUGGCAGUGAGCGUGCCAAUGCAACGGGUGCGACGGGUCAGCGCCUGAAGGAGGGGGCGCACAUCAACAAGUCCCUGGUGACGCUGGGCAGCGUCAUAUCCGCUUUGGCGGAGCAGACGAGCGCCGCACACAACAACUCGACGUUGGCCACAACCCCGAACAGUGCCAGCAAGCGGGUGCUGUACAUACCCUAUCGCGACUCCAUUCUCACGUGGCUCCUGAAGGACAGUUUGGGUGGCAACAGCAAGACAAUCAUGAUUGCAGCCCUGUCCCCAGCGGACUGCAACUACAGCGAGACCCUGAGCACCUUGCGGUACGCCAAUCGAGCGAAGAAUAUCAUCAACAAGCCCACAGUUAAUGAGGAUUCCCAUGUGAAGCUGAUUCGAGAGCUCAGGGAGGAGAUCAACAAGCUCAAGUCCAUGCUUGCGGGUGACAUUCAAUCAUUGCAGCCGUCUCUCAAGGUAUUGGCCGAUCUCCAGAAGAAGGAGGCACAGGAGAAAGUACUCACCGAAGAGUGGACGGAGAAAUGGAAGGUGGCCCAGUCGAUUCUGCAAGAGCAAAAGAGCCUGGGUCUGCGUAAGUCCGGUGUGGGCGUGGUCCUCGACUCAGAGAUGCCGCAUCUGAUUGGCAUCCACAACGAUGUGACCACCGGAGUGACCCUCUACAGCCUCAAAGAGGGAGAGACGCGCAUUGGCACCGAGGAGGCGGAGCUGUCGCAGGAUAUCGAGCUGGCGGGCGACGGAAUCCGGGCCCAGCAUUGCAGUAUUGUUCUGAAGGGCGGCGUGGUUACGCUGCAUCCCUGGCCCCUGGCCCAGUGCUGGGUGAACGCCCAUUUGAUUGACGAACCCAAGCAGAUCUCGCAGGGCGACAUCAUACUGCUGGGACGCACGAACAUCUUUCGCUUCAACAAUCCCGCGGAGGCGGCCAAGCUGCGCAAGGACUUGAGUCGUUCGCAGCUGGACAUGUCGCGACUGUCGCUGAUCACGUCGUCGAAGGAGAACCUGCUCACGUGCAGCAUUUAUUCGGACGAGGAUGGGGCAUCGCCCUAUAAGCGCCCCGAACGGCAGUAUUAUCCUCAGUGUCCCAUGUCGCGGGACGAUCCAGAGUUGCAGGAUGAGAAUCGCAAGAUUCUCGACACCAUCGAGAAUGCCUUGAAGCAGCUGAAUGUGGAACGCGUUCAGAUGCACGACCAAUACAAGACGAAGGUGAGGAAGCUGACAGAGGAACUGAUACGCCUGGAGCAGGAGGAGAUGGAUGGCUUGCAGCUACUGAAUUGUCGCGAACAGGAGCUGGUUGCCCGCAAGGAUAUGCUGCUGUGGGAGAAGACCAACGAGAAGGUUCAGAUCGACAUUGUGUGUAGACAAAUUUCAGCGUUUCAGACGCAGCUCGACUCUAAGAAACGCGAUUUCUCUGAGUAUGUAGCGAAAGAAUUGCAGGAACUGCAAGAUUGUGGCAAACUGGACGAGAUGGGCAUGAAGAUCGAGGAAGGCACUCCUCUGAAUGAUGAGCUGCUGUUGCAGGUCUCUGAUUCGUUGGAUCUGUUUGCCGCUCAAUUUAUUAAGGACACUGUUCGCAGAAAUAAUGAGGAAAUACGUAAACUGGAUGAGGAGAUAGCCGAAAAGGAGCGCAUUCUCAAUGCCAGCACCAGCAAGAUAGCCAAAGUGGAUGAGACCAUGCUGGAGAUCCAAGCUCAAUUGGAGCGACUGCGUCUGGAACGCGCCGAGAGCGAGGCCGAGGCGCAGGCGAUGCGUGCCAGGAAGCAGACUAUGAAGCUGCAGCUCAGCAACAAGUCCUUGUCCAUGUCCACCUCGACCAGCACAAACGAGGCAGACGAUGUGUCCAAAUCGGACACUUAUGAGACCUGUGAUACCUUCCAUACCGCCCAAUCGAAUUUCUCGCUUGUCUCAUCGCCCACCAUCACGGAGGGCCAACAGACGCCGCUCAGCAACUGCUCCUGCGAGGCAGAGGAUGAGGCGGAAGACACGCGCAAGGAUGACGACAUUUCAGGCAGCAGCGAAGAUGCCUCACGCACCUGCACUGCCGGCCCAAGCAGCGGUAGUGGCAGUGGCAGUGUCAGUACCAGCACCGGAGGUGGUGCACCCAGUGCAACGCCCAGCUCGCAGGCUAUAAUGAGCGACAGUGGCGUGUGCCUGGACAGCCGAACACAGGCGCUGCUCCAGAAUGGACACGUCAACAAUUAUAAGCAGAGCGUGCGCACCAGUGACGAGGAUACGGGCUCCUGCUCCUCCUGUGAACUAGGUCGGCACUCGGAUAUCUCGCGUCCGUAUUGUCCGCUGCACUCGCUGCGCCGCAAGAUUGCCGCCCAGAAGGCAUUGAUCAUGAAGAACCUCGAAACGGACCUGAACAAGACCCAGUUGGAUGAGCAAAUUGCAGAUCUGCAGGAUCUGCAGAGACGCUACAUUCAAAUGGAGCAGGAAAUGCUCCAGAGCGUGCAGGACUUGGAGGCGCACGCCCAGUGCUGUGCCGACGAGCGGUCCGGAAUGGAGCGGCAGUACGAGCUGGCGAGCUCCAUUAUGCGAUCGAGUGUGAUGAGCCCCACCAGCAUGGAGGAGUCCACAUCGCAAAUCUAUCCACCCAGCAUGACAAGAUCCUGCCCAUCUAUGCGGGAGUUUCCGGCUGAGGGCGAUCACUUCAUAACGAUACCCUCCUUUGUGAUGCGUGGAGCUGGCAAGCAGACGCACUACGAGUACGAGGUGCGCAUCGCCCUGCCCGAUGGCAAACUGAACAUUCUCCGACGCUACAGUCGCUUCCGGGAGCUGCAUUUAUGCAUGAAGCACUGCUAUGGAGCCAAGAUCUCUGCAUUACCAUUCCCACGCCGAGAGCUCUUUGCGUCGAACAGCGAGCCAGUAGCCAAGCAUCGUCGACGCCUUUUGGAGCUCUACUUACGUCGGCUUUUUGUGGUCUGCUCGAAGAUACCACAAUGCCCGAUAUAUGAGGGACCUGGGGGACCGGGCCUCACGCGGGCCUCUCUCGUCCAGCUGUCGUCUUUUUUCAAGAAGGGCCUGUUCGAGAACGGGAAGCAUGGGACGGGAUAAUAGUUAACCUACUGCUGAAUUAUCUCCUGCCUACAGUGUGUCUUUUUAUUUAUUUGUACUACCUGUUAAGCUAUA